AUGCGAUUUAACAUAUAUUCAGCAUUAGCUUUGCUAUGUUUUUUCAUCACUUCAAUAACGGCAUUCUCAAAUACUGCCCCAUUAAUAAUAAAAUCAAAAUAUAAUCUUCAAAAAUUAAUACCAUCUUCAGAACAUAUAAUUAAAAAUUCACAAUUAGAAUCAAAUAUACCUAUGAUAUAUGCUACAAAUAACUUUCAAGAAGAAGCAAAUUUGAAUUAUCCUAAUAAAAUAGAUAAAACUGAUGAAAUUGUGUAUUUUCAAACUUCUUUAAGAGAUUGGAAUCAAAUUGAAGAUAAAUCUUUAUUAGAGAACGAAAAUUAUUAUUCAAUUGAUAAUGUAUUUUACAAAGACGAUUCACAAGUUGAUAUGAUACAAUUCGAAAUUAUCAAUGUCAAACCAGAGGUUUUGGAUUUUGAUUCAUUAAGUCAAUUCGUUUCAACAAUAAAUCAACCAAAUUCUUUCCCUAAAGAUUUCAUCUUACAAAUAAUCCCUGAUUUUAUAACUGAAAACAAUAGAUUUGAAAAAAUUGAAGAAAAAAUUAUUAAUUUAUUCAAUAAUGAACAUGAUAAGAUAGUUGUAAAAAAACAUGAAGAAGAAGAAGAUGAAUCAAAUAUUAAAAUACAACAAGAAAUAGAAUCAGAUUUUGCAGAAGCUAAUAAAUUAGCUGCAGAAGAAACUCAAUUAGUUUCUAUUUUCGAAGGAGGUGGUGAAAUUAAUGAAGAUUUAUCAAAUAAUGCCACAACCGUUAAGCAUGAUAAUUUAUUUACAAAUUAUCAAUUCUUUACAAGUGGGAUAUGGUCAGGAUUAAUUGUUUCUGGAUUUUUAUUGAGUAUCUUAUAUGCUGCUUUAAGUUGGCUUUCUGCUUUGGAAAUUACUUAUGCAUCAUUUGAAAAACCAGUUGAUUUUGAUAAAAAGAAUGAGUAA
Molecule: messenger RNA, 924 nt
Organism: Lodderomyces pseudojiufengensis
Lineage: Eukaryota; Fungi; Ascomycota; Pichiomycetes; Serinales; Debaryomycetaceae
Gene: ABG1
Product: Abg1p
Exons: 1
Coding region: 1-924 (307 amino acids)
Biological process (GO): fungal-type cell wall biogenesis; (1->6)-beta-D-glucan biosynthetic process
Cellular component (GO): endoplasmic reticulum membrane
Source: RefSeq, a predicted model, not a curated record